CAUCUCAUUCUCAUGGGCCCCAUGCGCCAUCAUAACUACCACGUUACCUAUCUAGAAGGUGACUUGAACGAUUCCAUCCCCCCUCCUCCCAAAUCCCAUCUACACUUCUCACAGGCCUCUACUAUUUGCCCCCAGUUUUAUAUGUUACGGGGUUGGAAUCAUAGCAGUUAAAAGACUACCCGAGACAUUAUCCUUCACUGAACAUACUUUCUGGGGAAUGGGUAUCAGAAACAUACAAGACGGGAGUUGGUUUCAAAGCACAGCCAUUUUUAACUACCGAAUUCCCAUUUUGCCAGGAACUAACAAGUACUCGGGUAGAGUAAAUCUAUUUCUAUCGUCCAGGGAAUGAUCAUGCCCCCAACAUUAGCACGCGCAGAUUCGCGCCGCAAGCAACACCCAGCGUCACUUGCUAAGACCAGCAAUCGACAUAGCGUGAUGAGUGUACGAUCUUUUGCGGCUUUCGAAAAAGACGACGAUGAAGGCAAGGACGCAGCGAAUAUCCACGAGAUUCUAGGGAGACGGCCAAGCGUGGGGGCAUCAGUUGCUGAAACAGUUGCAUCUCCUGCGACCUUUCGGAAGAUAUGGGCAGAAACAGCAAGUUUAGCACUCUCGAACAACCCAGGUUCCCAGUCGAAUCGCCCGAAUAGUAUUCGGAGCAAUCCCGAGCGAAGUCAGUCUGAAAUUCUCACCACGGCCCCAUUGAACGAUCCUCAAUGCGCUGAAACUCGCUCACCGUCCAGCGCUGAUAGGAGUUUGUUGUCUAUUUCGACAAGUUCAAGGGGAACCUCUUCAACUUCUUCGCCUGCACUGAGAAAUAGUAGUGCCUCCCACGGCCUGCAGAGCAAAGGGUCGUCAGACCGGGACGAACUGAAACCUUUACUUGGGGAAGAUAUCGACCCGUCUUCAUUUAGUUUGGUCUCGCCAUGCAGCGGCGGAGUCUCCCGAUACUCGUUGGAGACAAGAUCAAAAGCACUCUUCUCGAAAACCCAUCUACAGGCCAUAUUUGACGAUCCACUUCUUCUCCAGAGGUUCAAAGACUUCCUGUACGCUUUUAGGCCGAAGUCUGUCCCCCUCCUAAUAUAUUAUCUAGAUGCAUCGAAGGCAUUGAAAGCAAUUAACUACGCAAACGCUAUUUCUCGGUCUUUGACUUCGAUCCAGGGGCUAGAGUUCACUCAGGAGGCCGUUCCUAGUGUCACCAAUGAAUCACUCCUAGGAAAAGCUAACAGCGCAUUUGAAACUUUGGUUAAUGAUCACCUCCCUGCUUACAUCACCCACACGUGGAUUCAGAUGGUAGGUAUGGUCGUGAAGAGACGAGUCACGAAUACGUUGCCCGAGCAUCUCCGAGACCUCUCCGAUGGAUUGGCAGAGGUGUUUUGCUUGACAGAUCCAUCGAGGCCUGACAAUCCCAUUCUAUUUGCUAGUAAAGGAUUCCAUACGAUGACACAGUACGGGGUAGAUUACGCCUUGGGGCGAAAUUGCCGUUUCCUCCAGGGACCGUACACGAACCGGUCCAGCGUCAAAAGAAUAAAAGAGCAGCUGGAAGCAGGGAAAGAACACUGUGAAACCAUUUUGAACUACCGACGUGAUGGGUCUCCUUUCAUGAACCUCAUUAUGGUUGCGCCUCUAAUCGAUAAUCGUGGUGUCGUUCGAUACCACAUGGGCUGUCAAGUAGAUGUUUCGGGAUUGGCGAAGGAGUGCACAUGUCUCGAAUCCCUCAGGCAGCUUGUUCACUACAGACGUGACACGCCGGAUCAAGAGGACGGGGGAAAGGCGCAACCCCAACAACGUAGCAAAGACAAGAUCCGCCAACUCGCGGAAAUGUUCAACGUCCAUGAAAUGAGAACGGCCCGAGAAGCAAGUGGUGCUACGCAAAGCUCCGACGAGGACAUCGACGGUGAUUCAAGUCACCGUGACGCUGAUCUCGUGUUUAACAUCUCAUCCUCGUCUGGUAGCCAGCUACGUAGUAUUUACGAGAACUACCUCGUCGUACGCCCCUACCCGACUCUGCGAGUCCUUUUCGCCUCGCCGCCGCUGCGCUUCCCCGGCAUGUUACAAUGUAGCUUUAUGUCACGCAUCGGGGGAUCACAGUCUGUCCGCGAAGAAAUCACCCAAGCGUUUAUCGAUGGACGUGAUAUUGCUACCAAGAUUCGUUGGGUGACUAAAACGGAUAGUUACGGCAAAGGAAGAUGGAUCCAUUGCACGCCUCUGUUCGGGAUUAAUGGAGCUGUUGGAGCUUGGAUAGUAAUUCUCGUCGACGAUGACGAAGUGGCUAUGACGAAGCAAGAUCGACGCGCGCCCCCGGUGGAUUUACGUACAACCAGACGGAGAUCCUUCGAGGAUGAUACCGAGUGCCCUCCUACUAACUCUGUGAAUGAGAAGGAACAAAUUGACGAGAGUUGCCCACCGUCGGCGACGAGUGUCCCUUCGAAGAGUUAGGAAUGCUUGCGCAUACACGCGGGGUCUGGUGGUGUGGCCUAAAGAGGUGAUGGAUGUAUCAUGCAUGUUAUAACUACGCUAAUUGUUCAGAGAGCGCGAAGAGUUGACCCCUAUUUUGGAUACACAUCUCGCGUUCGGCCUUCGGACCCCCUUUUCUGCUGCUAGACUUCCUCAUUGGCUAUCGGACCAAACCCCGUUUAGCUAUAAUGGUCCUAUGUACACGUUAUUUAUCAAGCUGCCCGUACGCAUCAUUCUUAUGUAUUUGAUGGGCGUGGCCUCUCGAUGGGUGCCCAUUGCGUAAUGUAUAGUGUAUAAUUACCUCUGCAUUAUUAGUUUGUGGUCAUCAC
Annulohypoxylon truncatum is the source of this 2783-nucleotide messenger RNA. RefSeq lists its product as uncharacterized. Lineage: Eukaryota; Fungi; Ascomycota; Sordariomycetes; Xylariales; Hypoxylaceae. The coding region runs from base 346 to 2436 and encodes 696 amino acids. The record is from RefSeq and is a predicted model, not a curated record. The transcript has 5 exons. Gene Ontology annotation, cellular component: nucleus.